UUAGCAACGAACAUGAAGGUUUACGUGGUGGCUUUGUGUAUAGUGGCUGCUGCCUCGGCCCUGCCGAUGGCCAAGGAAGAAGGAGCGAUGGAGAAGUUCAUAACCACAUUAAGGGAUUGCGUGGAGACCGACACCUUGCUGUGCUUGAAGGAAAAAGCAAUGAAGUACACAGAAAACCUCGCAAACUCUAAGGACAUGAGCGUCGUCGAUGGCAUCUCCUUCACCAGAACUGGAAGCCCCCGAUCAGCCCGAAGCUACGAGCCUCUCCCUGAUGACCCCAAGGCCAGGGAAUCUCAGAUAGAAGAAAGGAUCCUGGACAAUGUGGUUGAUUUCCUGGACAACCAUGCUCUACAGCUGAGAAUGCCCAGGGUUUUCGAAGACGACAACUCAGUUGGUGAUGAGGAAGGUCGUGGUAAGAAGAAGAAGAAGCUCAAGAAACUCCUGCCCAUCCUCGCUCUUAUCAAGCUGAAGCUGGCCGCCCUCGUUCCCUUGUUCUUAGGUAUCAUUGCCUUCGCCGUCUUCAAGGCUUACCUCCUUGGCAAGAUCGCGUUCAUCGCCGCUGCCUUUGGUGCUAUCAAGAAGCUUCUUGAGAAGAAAUCCAGCGGUGGAUGGUCUGAGCCAGCUCACGAAGAGCACGGUUGGGAAAGCGGUGGCGGUGGCGGCUGGGGCAGGUCCCAAGACGCUCAAAGCCUAGCGUACGGUGCCCACGCUAAGCAAGCGUAGGUUUAAAUUAAUUUAUUAAUUUAUUAACCAGCUCCAAAGAUUAGGAGCCUCCAUUUUAUUUGGCUCAUCAAGGGCCUUCAUAUUUUCUUCAUUUAACUUAACCACCGUUUCAUUUUUAUGACAGUGGUUCUUUAUGGAUGAGUGUGAGUCGCGAAUGGUCUUAACUGUAUAUUUUACGUUACAGUAUUUUUUAGAUUUUUCUU
Molecule: messenger RNA, 926 nt
Organism: Ostrinia furnacalis (Asian corn borer)
Lineage: Eukaryota; Metazoa; Arthropoda; Insecta; Lepidoptera; Crambidae
Exons: 3
Coding region: 13-723 (236 amino acids)
Cellular component (GO): membrane
Source: RefSeq, a predicted model, not a curated record